Molecule: messenger RNA, 550 nt
Organism: Grammomys surdaster
Lineage: Eukaryota; Metazoa; Chordata; Mammalia; Rodentia; Muridae
Gene: Guca2a
Product: guanylate cyclase activator 2A
Exons: 3
Coding region: 16-363 (115 amino acids)
Cellular component (GO): extracellular region
Molecular function (GO): guanylate cyclase activator activity
Source: RefSeq, a predicted model, not a curated record
CUGUAUACUGCUACCAUGAAUGCUUGUGUGCUCUCUGUGCUGUGUCUCCUGGGUGCCUUGGCUGUCCUGGUAGAAGGGGUCACUGUGCAGGAUGGAGACCUUUCCUUUCCUCUGGAGUCAGUGAAAAAACUUAAGGACCUCCAGGAGGUACAGGAGCCCAGAUUGGUGAGUCACAAGAAGUUUGCUCCCAGGCGUCUUAAGCCGAUGGCACAACAGCUAUGUAGCCACUCUGCAUUUCCAGAAGCACUGAGGCCUGUCUGCCAGAAACCCAAUGCUGAGGAGAUCCUGCAGAGGUUGGAGGCCAUUGCUCAGGACCCAAAUACAUGCGAGAUCUGUGCCUAUGCUGCCUGCACAGGAUGCUAGAGUGACAUUGCUUGCCUUCAUCUCAGCCCACGUGGAAGCCCCUUCUACCUUCUAGAAGCAGCAGGGCUAGGAAACUCAUACCCCCAGCAUCUCAGCCUACCCUGACCACUGCGGGGAGGAGGCUGAGGAGACAGCUACCUGCAGAAGCUAUGCUAACCCUCAGCCAAUAAACCAAACUUCAGAACUC